GAUAAAAGAAAAAAAAUUUAACAUUCCCUUUUCCGUUUUCAUAAAAUGAAAGUAACACUCUUUAUUACAACCUUCCUUGCUGCAGCGAGCUUAGGAUUGGCUCUUCCACAAAGUCCUCCUACACCAUCUAAUGUGACUGCACAUUCGACUUCAAAAGGUUUACCUCAAAUUGAACAAAUUCUUGCUGAUGUUCCUGGUGGCGUUUUAGGAGAUCUCUCGCAAAAAUGUCAAUCUGCUCUACUUGGUCUUGUCACUGAUCCAAAAUUUCUUAAGUGUAUACCGAUAGCAUCAUUAGUACCUCUUUUACCACUUGUAACCGAUCCCUCCAUUAUAAAAAAUUUUAUAGCCGAUCCAGUUAAGAAUUUUCCUCCUCUUGAGACACCGUUACAAGCUUUUUCAACAGCAUUUUGUCCCGUUCCUAAGUGUAGUGAUCCAGAUGUUGCGGGUGCUAUUAAAAUUAUUCAAGAUGGAUGCAAAGAAGAUUUAGAUAAAAAGAAUCAAUUUAUUGUAAUGGUAUUUGAUGCUGCCGUAUUUUAUUCUCCAAUUCAUGAUAUCAUGUGCUUCCAAUUUGAUAAAGCUUUCUGCUGGGAUGAAAGCAUACUUACGGUCAUAAAAUUACCACCAUCGCCAAUUAAAGUUACUGGUGAUAAACUUCUCGAUGCAGUUGCAGUUUCUGAUCCCUCCGCAGUUUGUACCAAAUGUAACAAGGCUAUAGUCAACACUUUCCUUAAUUUUAUAACUGCGAAAGAAAGUGAUCUUGCUCGACAAAUUUUGGCAUCAUUCGGUAUUGAUCAAGCUAAAUUGGAUCAGCUUAGAACGUUUGUUGCUGUAAAAUGUGGUAUUAAUUUUGAGGAUGGUAAAAUUCCUAAAUGAAUUUUUUAAAUCUUGAUGAAUUUUGUUCAUUU
Messenger RNA from Rhizophagus irregularis DAOM 181602=DAOM 197198, 905 nucleotides. RefSeq lists its product as uncharacterized. Lineage: Eukaryota; Fungi; Glomeromycota; Glomeromycetes; Glomerales; Glomeraceae. The record is from RefSeq and is a predicted model, not a curated record.